AUGGAUCAGAUUGCCGAACAACUUCAGGGAAUGGAGAUCGACGCUCCAGAAGUUUCGGAUCCAAAUGUCACAAAGCAGCAACUCGAAACAGCUCUCCGUCUUCAAGCCGAGGCUCGAGCCAAAAAGCAGAGAUCCGCCGAGUCUUACCAGGACAUGCUUGAGAAAGUUGAUGAAUUCGACGCCAAUCAUUCCGGAUAA
Caenorhabditis briggsae is the source of this 198-nucleotide messenger RNA. The record is from RefSeq and is a predicted model, not a curated record. NCBI's taxonomy places the organism in Eukaryota, Metazoa, Nematoda, Chromadorea, Rhabditida, Rhabditidae. The transcript is spliced from 2 exons. Bases 1 to 198 code for a protein of 65 amino acids.